AUGGAAGAAAAUAUGGCAAGCACGUUGAGGAUGCAGGGCGUGCAUGGCCCCACAAUUCCCAUGGACAUCAGCCGCGGGCCCACCCCCGGCUCCGGCGCGGCAGUGUGCGCGCACUCGGGCUCGACCGGCACGCGUUCGACCCACGAGCAGCAGAAACGUGCCUCCGAGCCCCAGCACGACGAAGGAGGCAGCCCGAGGUUCUCUGGCAGCGGCACAGCCAGCGGCCCGGCCAAUGGCAACAAGCGCGCCAGCCCGGAACCCUCGACCACCUCCGCGUCUCCGGAGCACGUCCAGCCCUCGGAGCACUCCCAGCAACACGCCCCCGUCACCUCGGCCGGGGCGCCCAUGCCCGCUGCGGGCCCCGCCGCUCAACCCUCCCACACCGUCCCCGUCGCGAAUGUGGCCGCGGUCGCGCCCUGCCCGGCCGCUCCGGGCCCCAACGUGCCCGUCCUCCACGCCAUGUCGAUGCCCUCGUCCGCCGGACACCUCCCCACGCACUUCCCCGGCGCCCCGCCGCACGCUCGCGCUGGUGCCACGGCGCCGGGCCUCAUGCCGGGCGCGUUCGCGCACGCCGGCCCGGUCGGGUACCCGCACGCGCCGGCCAUGCACUUCAUGAUGCCGGACGUCGGCCGCGCGGGCCCGGGGGCGCAGCAGCAGUUCAAGGGCGGCCCGACGAUGCAAGGGGUGGGGGCCAUCCAUCCCGGGAUGAUGCCCGCGGGUGGAGCCAUGCCGAUGGCGCACAUGAUGCCGCACAUGCAGGCGCUGAACCUGCACUUCCUGGGCUACGGCGCGGGGCGCCCGGGGAUGCCGCCGGGCCGGCAGGGGUCGGGCGGCGUGCACGUGUCGCCGGCGCUGCGCCACGGGCUGACGCCGCAGAUGAUGCACGAGAACUGGACGCGCACGGGCGUCGCGCCGCUGCGCGCAGCGCAGCUCCAGCGGUACCGCUACAAGCGCAUGCUGCGCCAAAAGGGUGCGAAGAAGAUCCGCUACCAGUGCCGGAAGACGCUGGCGGACGCGCGGCCGCGCGUCAAGGGGAGGUUCGCGAAGGUCAAUGCCCCGCCCGGCGCGCCCGGCGAGUGGCAGGGCCCUGGCUCCGACGGCGGCGGCAGCGGCGGCAGCGGCGGCAGCGGCGCAGGCGCGGGUGCGUCGCUGCAGAAGCAGGCCAUGGCCGGCGCCGUGCGCGCCAAGGCGGCGGAGCAGGGCACGCAGCUCGAGCUCGGAGGAGUGUUCGCUGGCCUCGGCGGCCCCGGGGACAUGUUUGGCGGGGACGACGACAGCGGGCUGAUGCGCAAGGUGAUGUCGGAGUUCAACUUGGCGGACCUGGGGGCGCAGGGCGACGACCUGGAGGACGAGGACUGGCUCGAUUUCACGGGCGAGGACGUGCCGGAGCAGCCGGCGGGGCCGGGCGCGCGCACGGGCGGUGCCGCGGCGCCAGCGCAGGCGCCCACUCCGCCCAAGCAGGGCGUGGCGCAGCGCAGCAGCGCCGGCCGGGCCGCGAUGCCGCGGUCGUUCUCGGACGGGAACCUGGCGAUGAUGUCACAGCACAACCAGUGGGGGUCGGCCGUGGAGGACGACACGGACGCGUUCCAGCUGGCGCUGGCGACGCUGCGGGAGGACAACGAGCUGGGGCUGCCGGAGGACUUCUAG
Pedinophyceae sp. YPF-701 is the source of this 1647-nucleotide messenger RNA. The record is from the annotation of a GenBank genome assembly. NCBI's taxonomy places the organism in Eukaryota, Viridiplantae, Chlorophyta, Pedinophyceae.